GGACUGUGGGAGGAAACCGGAGAACCGCUAAGCCCCGCCCCACACUAGAGGGGAACUGUCCACAUCUGGCCCUUCUGUCUUCUGAUUUUAGGCUGAUUUGAACGGAUUAUCCUGUAGUGUGAGGGAUUAACAGACGCGAUGUUAACGUCAUCGGAGUCUUCCCGAUUUUAUCGUUUGAUAUUGACGACCGAGCAGUGACUGGGGCGAGAGCGGAACCCUGCAAUAACCAAUGAGAGCGAGCUCUCCGGGAAAAGGAUGUUGCGUACUUUUUGUUUAGAAGCGUAAAUUGAUUCCGUCUCCUCAGCCAAUGUCUGUUUACGUUCUGAAGUCACGUUAAAUCACGUGAUUUCAGCGAGAUCCCGGGACUCUCCCUGAAAUGGUUGGAUUGAAAACACCAAGUGUGCGGUCGUGCGUCUGGACUGGAUCAUCCACUCUGUGCUUUUUCAGGAUUAAAAUGUUAAAAGUCAAUCGUCAGGUGUGGGGGGGCAGGCUCUACACUCUGACUCUAUCUUAUAUUACCGCCCCCUCCACCCCUUCAAAAAAUUCGGACUAUCUCUUUAACUCCUUAUCCUGUUCAGCAUCAUGGAGGCAGCUGCUUCUUUGCGCUGAGAUGCAUGCAGUACAGGUGGAGCCACUGUGACAUUUAUGUUCACCCUCCUUUUCUUUUACUUCCCUGUCCACUGGCGUCGUGUGUGUCAUCGUCCAGAAAAAUGUGUCCCGGGUAUCUGGACUCAUCCAGGCCAGGCCUGUGAUGCAUCACCCAGCGUUUCUUCUCCUCAUAGGCUAAAUGAGCAGCUGUGCCAGGAGACUGACACCCACGAUGCGCUCCUUUUGACUUCCAUUAGCGCUGUGAGAUCCAUCUGGUCGCAGGUUCCCCUCGGGGAACAGUGACCUACUGUAGCUAAUUGCUCUUCCUUGUGUGUGUGUGUGUGUGUGUGUGUGCGUGUUUGCUGUUGAGCGUUAUCUUGAAUUUGAAUUGCCACACAAAUGCAAAUAGAGGCCCCCUGUCUGGGAGCGGCCGUUUGAAUGUGUAACUGUGCCUCUGUAUCAGCAACAGGAAAUGCUGCUUCCUCCUGAAAGCGUGGUGUGAUGGACAGUGUGUGUGUGUGUGUGUGUGUGUACAGUUAAAGGAUUAAUCUCCUUUUUUUAAAGACAUUUUUUUUUACAAACAAUUACGCUUUAAAAAACACAUCCUCUCUUGGUCGUCAUGGUGGCCGGUCGCGUCCAGCAGUGGCACGAGUUGUGACUGCUAGGACAAAUCCAAAAUGAGUGAGCUGGAGCAGCUUCGUCAGGAGGCAGAGCAGCUUAGGAACCAGAUAAGAGAUGCCAGGAAAGCAUGUGGAGAUUCAACCCUGACACAGAUAACUGCUGGUCUGGAUCCUGUGGGGCGGAUUCAGAUGCGGACACGACGCACUCUCCGUGGUCACCUCGCCAAAAUCUACGCCAUGCACUGGGGUUCAGAUUCAAAGCUCCUCGUCAGUGCCUCUCAAGAUGGAAAACUCAUCGUCUGGGACAGUUACACCACUAACAAGAUACACGCCAUCCCCCUGCGCUCCUCCUGGGUGAUGACCUGCGCGUACGCCCCCUCUGGGAACUACGUGGCCUGUGGAGGCCUUGACAAUAUCUGCUCCAUCUACUGCUUGAAGACGCGCGACGGCAACGUCAGAAUCAGCAGGGAGUUACCCGGCCACACAGGUUACCUGUCAUGUUGCCGUUUCAUUGAUGACAAUCAAAUCAUCACAAGUUCAGGAGACACCACAUGUGCACUGUGGGACAUCGAGACAUGUCAGCAGACCACGGUUUUCUCGGGCCACACCGGCGACGUCAUGAGUCUGUCCCUGUCGCCCGACCUUCGCACCUUUGUGUCAGGAGCCUGUGACGCGUCGGUCAAGCUGUGGGACAUCAGGGACAGCAUGUGCCGGCAGACUUUCACUGGCCACGAGUCGGACAUCAACGCCAUCUGUUUCUUUCCCAAUGGCAGCGCCUUCGCCACCGGCUCCGACGACGCCACCUGCAGGUUGUUUGACCUGCGUGCAGACCAGGAGCUUGGCCUCUACUGUCAUGACAACAUCAUCUGUGGGAUCACCUCCGUGGCUUUCUCUCGCUCCGGCCGCUUGCUGCUGGCCGGUUAUGACGACUUCAACUGCAACAUAUGGGACGCCAUGAAGGGAGACAGAGCAGGAGUCCUGGCCGGCCACGACAACCGCGUGAGCUGUCUGGGCGUGACGGAUGACGGCAUGGCCGUGUGCACCGGGUCCUGGGACAGCUUCCUUAAGAUCUGGAACUGAGCCAUGCACAGAAACAGCAAACACGGCGUCCAACAGACAUAGACAGACGGACAGACUGACGGACACAGACAGACAGACACCACUGGGACACAGUUUGCACCCUGUAUUCACGAUGUAUGUAAGAUUCAACAGACAAACUGCAACAUUGUACUGUACAUAAUAUGUAUGACUUAGGUAUGAAUACACACACACACACACACACACACACACACACACACACACACACACACACACAAGACCAUAGUACAGGCUAAAAACUGUAACAAGGCAACGCACACACGCACACACACACACACACACGUCGCACCUAAAAACAGGUCACUGGUUUAAUGUUGUAAAAUCUAAAGUGUGACCAAAUACAGUUGAAUCUAUAGCUAAAAAGUGAAAUAACACACAAAUGUUUCUGACCCUGUUCAGACCUGGUAUCAACAUCUGCCCUGAGUGACCCGAUCACCAGUGGACAGCUCUGAGUACAGGUCUGAACGCACCCACUGGUCACAAAAAAACCCCCCACAACACAUCUGGAGGUGGUUUUGGGGACAAAUGUGGCCACAUUCCUGAUCUACAUGAAUGCAAAUCUGUCCCCGGGACACAUUAGAGACCGCCUCCUCCAUCCCAUUCACUGCAGAUUUUCAGUAUUUUUACACUAUUUAAAGCUCACUGACUUUGAUUUAUUUGUAGCCACUGCCGAAAAUCUCGUUUCAUGUUACAGCAGCGCGAGUAGAGCCCGUAAUCCACGCUCUCCACCCUCAGAUCACUCACGGCGGAUGUUAAUACCAGGUCUGGAAGGGCCCACUAUGACACGAAACAUGUCCGACAAACAAAACACAACACACACACACACACACAUUUAACACAUUUUCCUGAGAGACACUGCUCCUCGAGUUAAACGGGAAAAGAAUUGGGACAAUUCUGUCUUUGUUUACAAUGAAGUCAAAAAAAUGCACUUCAGACGAAACUUUCUGUGCUAUUUUUGUCUCUGUACCACAUGUAUCUCAGAAAUGGUGAUGUGAAGGAAAAGUGGUCUUAGAAGAGAAUCACGUGAGUGCAUUGAAGCUGGGGACAUAAAUAAAUAAAUGAAUAAAUAAAUGUGUGACAGACUGGAGGACCCUAUGAUCAACAGUGUUCAAGAAAAACAAACACCUUAUUUUCAUCUGGCUAAAACGCAUCAUGUACUCACUGUUUUUAUAGAAAUGUUCCCCCACAUCCUGUACAUCUGUUCUGAAGGUUUAUUAUUAUUAUGAUUUUUUUUAACACUUGUUUUAUUCAUGUUCUCCCCGUGUGCCUCAGAUACACUUUAAGGAUUAUCAAUAGAGAGUAUCGAUACAGGUAAAUUAACUUAAAAAAAAAAAAGAAAGAAAAAAAAGAUCUGCAAUUCAGACGGUGGGUGGAAAUUAAAACCAUUACAAGACACAAUAAAAAACAAAAAAAACUAAAGCAGGAGCCAUACUUUGACCUUGUCAUCGUAUCUAUCUGGACAUUAUCAUGGUAUAAUUGUACAUAUUAAUAAAUAAGAGCUUCUCCUGCCAGGCA
This is a messenger RNA of Solea senegalensis (Senegalese sole), 3821 nucleotides long. It is a transcript of the gene gnb2, whose product is annotated as guanine nucleotide binding protein (G protein), beta polypeptide 2. Gene Ontology annotation, biological process: G protein-coupled receptor signaling pathway. The record is from RefSeq and is a predicted model, not a curated record. Gene Ontology annotation, molecular function: signaling receptor complex adaptor activity; protein binding. The coding region runs from base 1266 to 2288 and encodes 340 amino acids. Lineage: Eukaryota; Metazoa; Chordata; Actinopteri; Pleuronectiformes; Soleidae. The transcript has 10 exons. Gene Ontology annotation, cellular component: cytoplasm; heterotrimeric G-protein complex.